Andrographis paniculata is the source of this 2121-nucleotide messenger RNA. RefSeq lists its product as uncharacterized. The transcript has a single exon. NCBI's taxonomy places the organism in Eukaryota, Viridiplantae, Streptophyta, Magnoliopsida, Lamiales, Acanthaceae. The coding region runs from base 733 to 1929 and encodes 398 amino acids. The record is from RefSeq and is a predicted model, not a curated record.
AUAUAUAAAAUAUGUAAGGAUGUGCUAAAGAUUUGUUUUUGGUAAAAUGUUCCAAAGGUCCUUGCCGAUUACCUGAAUUGAUACCUUAAUUAGAAACACCAAACAAGUGUAGCUGGUUGAAAAUUAAUGUAAAUUCUUUGAUGGAGUUAUAAUUAAAUGAACAAGCGUGCGUUCUUGAUUGCUCCGCUCCGUCUCCACAGGUAGCCGACAACUGUAUCAUUGCAGCAACAAUUUCCAUUGAUUUCUCCGAUCUGACCACAAGUUCUCAUGGCGCCAACGCCGGCCUACGGCCCACCUAACAACGCCCUUUUCUUCUUUCAUAAAUAGGGUCUUUAGGGUUCGGCUUUUCUGCUCUUUAGUCAAAGGCCAGCAGGGCUCGAUUGAAUUGAAUUGAAUUGAAUUGUGAAUACAUUUUUGUAAGCCUCGCCUCUCUCUCUCUCUCUCAAGCUUUCUUUGUUCUGCAAAAAGAAAAGGGAUCAUGAGUUCUCUGUGAAAGUUAUCGUCUUUAUUAUCUUAGCCUGGAAGUGCUUGCUCUUUCUUGUGAUUGCAAUUGAAGAAUUGGAUCAAUGAGAAAAAGGGCUGCCCUUUAUGCUGUGAAUUUCGAAACUUCUGAUGCCGAUUUAUCAGAAGUUUUCCCGUUUAAAGAUGCUGUUGCUUGUGUAAUCUGAUCGAGCUUCUUCGCCUCUUCUUGCGGCGUCGGAGUCGGAUCGAGCGUUUUUGUUUGUCCGUACGAUGCCUUUCCUGUGGAAGAGGGUGAAGAGCGCCAAGAUUUCUCGAUUGGUGAACGAUCACCUGCACAUCUCGCAGAAACGGCGCGAUGGUUCUUCGCUCGUGGUGGAGACAGGGUUUCCCACCUCGCUCGUUGAUCUGUUCAUCAAGAAUCGCGACAAAUUGAAAAAAUCUUCCAGGAAGAAGUGUCGUAGCCCCCAUCCUCCAUCGCCGCCGCAUAAGGAUGCUAAUGAUCAGGUGAUUGCGGAAUCACCGCCGCCGGCGCUGAUUGCAGGGUUGUCUGAUCCUCCUUUAGACGCUCCACAUUCCUCAAAUUUGGCGCCUUCGAUUUCUGGGGAUUCUUGCGAAACUCAUGUUGCAGGAUCCGGUGGCGGCGAUGCUUCUGCAGGUGCGAAAACUGUGUUUCUAAAGAUGCUUCUGGUGGUGUUUAUCGCUUUGGUAAUGAAGAGAUUGACGGUGGGGAUAACCCUCUCGGCGUUCUUGCUGUUUUUUCUGGAAUUUCUUGGCAAGCGUGGGCGUCGAUGGUUGUGGACAUGUUCAGAUUCAAAAGGGUUCUUGAAUUGGACGAUGGCUAAGGUAGAUGAUUCUCCGACGAGCCUCUUAAAUCAAGAAGUUCAAAUUGGCGAAGCCAAGGAUUAUUUGUCGACCCGUGUGGAGGAAAUUCAAUCGGAGAGUGAGAUCACGACGGAAGGGGUAUCAGAAAUUGAAUCGAAUGAGACAGUAAUGGAGGCAGGGGAUUCGAGGGGUGAAGUCUUGGAACUGAAGAAGAUCAAAUCUCGGAGAGCAAGUAUCAAGAUAAAGAUGAAGAAACUUUUCCCAAAGAAAUUAAGUUCAAGAAAAGAACAUGAGCCUCAAAUGAUUGUUAUUGUUGAUCGGUGCCGGGAAGACAACAAAUCAGAUAAAGAUUCCCAAUUGUCAUCCAUUUUAAUUGCAAGAAACAAGAACAAAGAUGAAGUGCCCCUCUCUGAUGUAGCAGGAUUAUCUGAGGUUAUUGAUGAAACAGCUACAAAGAGCCAAGAAAAGGGCAAAGAAAUCAAUCCAGAAUCAACCAGGAGAUACUUGGUUCUUUGUCUAAUUGCUCUCAUAGGACUGAUUGCAGGUCGAACUUUUGCACUUCUACUGACGUUAUCAUGGUGUCUGUUGUUGAAAUUAUGCGAAAAACUGCCAAGAUUCUUGUCCUCAAAUGAUAAAUCUGGUUAGCUUAUAAGCCCUGAAUUAACCAUUUUGGCUUCUGCUGAGGUGCCUCUAUACCCCUUUCACCUCUCAGAUAUUUUGUGAAGAUUUUAGAUAUACAGAAAGUUCUCUCGUGUUGUCCAGUGAACUGAAAUUAUGUUCUCUUGACCUGUAAAUUUAUAGAUAAGCAAUGGUAAUAAAAUUUUCCAGUUCUUAAUC